GCGUCGUGACGUAAGACGAUAGAACCUGGCUCUGGACGUCGACCUGUAAAUUAUUGUGUCACGCGCUUCCGCAUUCAACUAACCUGCAGAGGAGAGAAUGUAUUAUCCAAAUAACCCCAUUUAUCAAUGAAUCAUAAAGAUUUGGAGGUUCCGAUUAAAUUCUGAUUCAAAAUAUGGUUUCCAAGAAUGGUCAUCACAACAGUGCUACCCCUUUAUGAUAUAUUUUCCCCCUCCACACACUCCUGGGUAAAAGCUCUGCUGUUGGGAUAUUUUCCUUUUCCUAAAUGAUUUGGCAGCUCCUCCCGGAUCAUCCCAUGGCCACAUGCUGAUUCCAAGGAAGUCCAAAUUGCAGCGCAGAGGAUUGCAGUAGCAGGAAUCAGAUGGAUUCAACAAGGAAGGGUACAAGGCCCAAAGCCAGGGGCGUUCGUUUUGGAGCUGAGAGCCAUGAGGAGGGAGCAGCCAAUCAUGUUCACUUCGAAGAGAAAUUGCAUGACUCUGUUGUCGUGGUGAUCCAAGAGGAAGAUGGGAGUUUUUUAGUGAAGGUUGGGUUCUUGAAGAUCAGUCACAAAUAUGAAAUCACGUUUCUGCUGCCAGACAACAAAAGCCUGCGACAGGAGACCAGCUGUGCCCCCGUUCCUAACCUUUACUUGAAGCUAGUCGACAUAGCUCCUGUAACAGAAGGUUACCGAGUUAAGUGUGAGUACAUUGCCCACAAGGAAGGGGUUAUCCGAGAGGAAAUGAUCAUGACCAACAAGAUCAACAAUAAUGCCUCUGUAAAAGUUACGUUGCAAGCACGAGUCCUGGACCGGCUCCAUGGAACCCCCAUGCUGUUGGAAGGCGUUAAGUGCAUAGGCUCAGAACCAGAGUACGACUCCGAACAAAGUGAUUGGCAGGGAUUCGAUUAGCUGACACCAAGAUACUAUGCUCCAUUCAACUAUGAAGCCAUGCUGUGUUACCACACAGUGCUGCGCUCGCUAAGCUGUGAAAUAACUUGCAAAGUUUAACUAUAACCGAAGAUUGAUCUUUCUCGCUCUCCCUCUUUAUUUUCGUACUUCAGUAUUCUGCUUGUAAAAGUAAUGUCCCUUUGAGAGUUUAGUUCAAAAAAUGCAAAGGGAAUUUCAGUAAAUGUCAAGUCUUUUGAAAUAUUGAGUGGGAGCUGUCUGCGUUGCUGUAUAUGGAAUGAAUCAGGGGAUAUAUGCAUUGAAUGUACAGUGAGUACAAUUGCAGAAUGUGUUUAUUUUGUCAUAUUGGAGAAAUAAAGAAAUGAAAUCCA
This is a messenger RNA of Carcharodon carcharias (great white shark), 1273 nucleotides long. It is a transcript of the gene adisspb, whose product is annotated as chromosome 1 C20orf27 homolog. The coding region runs from base 381 to 905 and encodes 174 amino acids. The transcript has 7 exons. Lineage: Eukaryota; Metazoa; Chordata; Chondrichthyes; Lamniformes; Lamnidae. The record is from RefSeq and is a predicted model, not a curated record.